Molecule: messenger RNA, 2284 nt
Organism: Scomber japonicus (chub mackerel)
Lineage: Eukaryota; Metazoa; Chordata; Actinopteri; Scombriformes; Scombridae
Exons: 8
Coding region: 826-1635 (269 amino acids)
Cellular component (GO): cytoplasm
Source: RefSeq, a predicted model, not a curated record
UUUCACUUUUGUCCAGCAGAGGGUAGUGUUCGUGCAGAAUUACCAUUUGAAUGUGACCACAUGGCUGAAUCCCACCACGUGUGUUCACAUGCAUUGUGAUUCAGUGUUGAUCAAUGUUGGGACUUUCCCAAGGUGUGCCAUGCCAAGGAAAUACAAAGAAGUUAUUGGCUUACUUCAAGUGAAAUGAUCACUUUCACCUGACAUCUGUACAGCAAGCACACUGAACCACUGAACCAACAGAAAACACAAGCACUGCAGGAAUGUAAAUGGGAGAAGGAAGAAGGAAGGAGGAGAGAAAAAACAUGAAUGCUCCUAUGUCAGCCCGUCCCACUCCUAUUCAGUACAAAUGCAGCAGUGCAGAGCUGAGCCUGCAUUCCACCGCUGCUGACGACUGAUCUGACCCCACACAAACACACACACACACACACAAAGGCGCAAUUACAUGCUCUCACGUCACACACACACACACUCAUACCGCACUCACAGAGGCACUGAAACUCAUACUGGAGAUGCUACCGGCUGCCGACCACUGACAACCUUCAGAGCUCAGUUGAUCCAGACAUACGUGCACCUUCACCUCCAGAGAGCCUGACACACUUCCACUGCAUCGAGGAAGACAAGAGCACUUGACAAAGGACACUACAGUGACCUCUAGCAGUUCACGCUAUACCUGAUCCCAGACUCCUUCAAAGAAAAAGGGAACCCGACUCUUGAGCAGAGCAGGAAAAGGAGCAAUCGUACCCCACCGCUGAAACACAACCCGCCAGGGCAGAGACACACAGAGGGGCUGACGGACAUCUCUAAUACCCGAGGAACAGAGGCAGGAUGCUGGCAAAAAUCCUAGAGGACAUGUGGGUAGAACCGGAGGUGCUGGAGGCCCUCAGUGAGGAGCAGAAGAGGAUCCUGUUCCUCAAGAUGAGAGAGGAGCAGGUACGGCGGUGGAGAGAGAGGGAAGAGAGGGAGGAGAGGGAAGGACAGAUCAACAACAACACCAGACCAAAGAAAGCUUCUACUAAACACGUGAGAUGGCUGCUGGGUCGGGAUGGAGACGUGAGCGUCAUCGUGAUCGGAGAAGUGGACGAGUUCCGGUCCUCCAAACUCCUUCAGGGUCUCAUCAACAACAGACUCCACAGUGAUAAUAUGAAUGGCAUCCAGACAGCGGACUUGCUGCCAGGAAGAGAGGCCCAGCAGCUCGGCUUUAAAGAAGACAUUCAGCUGCCCCUCACAGAUGUUAGUGAUGACCGAGCUUCACCGAACGCUCAGCUGUCUGAAGACGAGAUGGACUCCUGCGGCGCCGACGACGACCUGAAAGACCCCGCUGAGGACAGCGACAGUGAGUCAGGCGGAAGCUCGGACAACCUCAGCGACUGGGCUCCUCUCUACAGGCCACAUUUUAGUAGCCAUGGCAACCAGCCGCCACUCAAGGCCCAGCUGUCAGACGCAGAGAGGGACGACCCACAGGACAGAGAUAUUGUGUGCCUUGAAGAGCAGAAGUCACAAUAUGGAGGUCGCGUGGCGCAGCUCAAGAAAGCUUUCGCGGACGAUCCUCACAGCACACGACCUGCCUACACCAAGCCUCCCAUACCUGCCAAGCCUGCUCAUCUACAGGGAAGAAGCACACCUUUGAUCCAUUAGGACUUAAGGCGUAUCCAGCGUGCUUUGAGACAACACGGUGACCCCAGAGAGCCAGAGCUUACUGUACUGAGUGUAACAAGCGCUGCACAGAAAAUAAUGACUCCGUUACACACAGUUGAUCCAAGCCGCGGCCACAUACAGUUCCUUAACAGGAUCCUUACUUUAACCUGGGCGGUGAACUGAAAUAUACUUUGUUAGGCGUCAAUUCGAGGACGGACCGACAGACAGAGAAGCGUCUGGGGGUGGAGUGAGUGAAAGACUUGAAAGCUUUUGAACUGAGGUCAACCUGAAUGAUAAAAAGUAGCAGCUUUGAUGUCGCUGAGUUCAAAUAACGCUCACGCAGUUUCUGUGAUUGACAGACAGACACAGAGAGAUGUCCAGAGAGACGCUCACAGAGACUUCUGACUACAGAUGAAAAAGCACCUGUAUGGCGGUUUACUUGUUAAAUAAGUGUUAACAAUGUAUUAUUAUUAUUAUUAAGAUGUCAUAAGAAGAGGUUUUUGGGAACUGAAAAACAUAUAUAUGAUAAACUAUUGUGUACUGAUCAAAAAGUGCAUGUAAUGUGUCUUUGUACUGCUUUAACUCCACUGACUUCCAGCAGCAUUAACACUAUCUUCAUCCAGUGUAUCUACAACUAUCACAUUGGUGC